AUGAAGCUAAUUGAAGAGGGAGCUGCACUUGGAAAAGCAGGUAUGGAGAGUGACAAAGUAAGCCAUGUCCAACCAAAUAACAAUUCAGAAGACAACACAUCAAGGUCAUUUCCAUGUUUAUAUUGUUCAAGAAAGUUCCACAGUUCACAAGCACUAGGAGGCCAUCAAAAUGCUCACAAGAAAGAAAGAACAGCAGCCAGAAAGAACAAGAGAUCAAUUAUGUCAUCUCAUCAUCAUCACGACUAUGCUUCACUACUUCCUCAAACACCUCUUCUUUUUGCACCUAACCAUCAUCCCAUUGGCCUUAUAAAUCAUCCUUCUCUUUAUAUAACUGCACAUGCAGCCAACUUUUGUCAGUUUCCAUCAUUUGGAUCAAAUGGAGCAACAAGAUUUGAUAAUAAUAACAAUGCAAUGCUUUAUCGAAAUCAGUAUGGGAACUAUAAUAAUAGUAACCCUUAUGUGCUUGAGGGAGAUGAACAAGGUUUCCCAAAAUGCAACGAUGAUUUCUUUGAAGAAUGUCAUGAUAACGUACCAACUUUUGUUAAGGAUGAUAGAGAUCAGAAGCUUGAUUUGUCACUCCAUUUAUAGUCUCUUUUUUUGGUUGGGAUUUUUGUGUUUUAUUUAGAAUGCCCGUCACUCUUUAUUUUAUUUUUUUUGGUUCCCUAAUGAUAUCAUAGCUAGUGUCUGGU
Messenger RNA from Lycium barbarum (goji berry), 689 nucleotides. Its product is annotated as protein LATE FLOWERING-like. The transcript is spliced from 2 exons. Gene Ontology annotation, biological process: negative regulation of abscisic acid-activated signaling pathway. NCBI's taxonomy places the organism in Eukaryota, Viridiplantae, Streptophyta, Magnoliopsida, Solanales, Solanaceae. Bases 1 to 588 code for a protein of 195 amino acids. The record is from RefSeq and is a predicted model, not a curated record.